AUGGCUCCUCAUCCUAAUCUCCUUGGCCCUCCAAAAAUCCACCUUUCAACCCCUUCUUCCACCGGUAAAACAGAUCCCUCUAAACCAUCGAUGGGGUUUACGGAAAACAAUUCCCUAACCUUCUUAUCCUCCGGCAAUCCCUGCCUCGACUUCUUCUUCCAUGUCGUCCCUAAUACACCACCGGAGAGUCUGAAAAGUCGGUUAGAUUUGGCAUGGAAUUACAAUGCUUCAACCACUCUGAAGCUUAUCUGCAACUUGAGAGGUGUUAGAGGAACUGGUAAAUCUGACAAGGAGGGAUUCUAUACUGCUGCACUGUGGCUCCACAAAUAUCACCCUAAAACCCUAGCCUGCAACGUGAGGUGGUUUGCAGAUUUUGGUUACUUCAAGGAUUUACCGGAGAUUCUUUACAGGCUUAUUCAAGGAGAUGAUGUUCGGAGAAUCGCAAAGCAGGGGAGACCUAACAUAGUACCAUGGAAAUCUUUGAGGUCGCUACCUCCGCAGAUGCGGAGGCGGUGUCAGAGGCAGAGGCAGAGACAGAGGCGGAGGCCGAUUCCACCAAUGCGGAUGCCGCCGUUUGCACCCAUGCCGCCGUUUACACCGAUGUCGAUGUCGAUGUCGAUGUCGAUGCCGCUGCCGCCAAGUUCACCCAUUCGGAUGCCGAUGUUCAAGAGGAAAAUGUCUAUGACAGAAACGCAGCAACCAAGGGAGAAACGCAUAACUAGAUCCUUGUUGCCGCCGCGGGAGGAGAGGAUAGCGGCUGCAAUUGAGAAUGACAAGAUUAACAAGGAGAAGGCCAGAGAUAUGAGGAAUGAGAAGAUCGUAUCAAUGGCGAAGAAGGCAGUCGAGAGGUAUAGUCGUGAUCCAGACUACCGAUUCUUACACGAUCGGAUCUCUGAUGUCUUCGCUGAACUCUUGGUCGCUGAUCUUGAGUUCUUGAAAUCUGGACAACUCAAAAAUAUAAGCCUUGCAGCCAAGUGGUGUCCCUCUCUUGAUUCUUCCUUCGAUCGAUCAAUUCUCCUCUGUGAAAGCAUCGCUAGGAGAGUCUUUCCGCGUGAUUCUUACCCAGAAUACGAGGGAAUCGAAGAUGCUCACUAUGCCUACCGAAUCCGUGAUCGUCUCCGGAAGGAAUAUCUUGUCCCAAUCCGCGAAUCCUUAGAGUUGCCAGAAGUUUACAUGUCUGCAAAUUUGUGGAAUUCACUUCCAUACAAUCGUGUUUCCUCCGUCGCCAUGAAAACCAACAAAGAGCACUUCUUGAAACAUGACAAGGAGCGGUUCAACGAAUAUCUCGUCAGUGUAGAGCACCGAGAAGACAAAAUCGCCGCCGGUGCCUUGCUGCCUCAUGAUAUCAUAAAAUCCAUAUACGAUGAAGAUGAUGGUGGUAAAGUUGCAGAGUUUCAGUGGCGUAGAAUGGUGGAGGAUGUAUCAAAGAAGGGGAAAUUAAGGAACUGCAUUGCGGUCUGCGACGUCUCAGGAAGCAUGAAUGGAACGCCAAUGGAAGUAUGUGUUGCUCUGGGGCUAUUAAUGUCGGAGUUGAGUGAAGAGCCAUGGAAAGGGAAAGUAAUCACCUUCAGCCAAAGUCCUCAACUUCACAUGAUCAAGGGAGAUGAUCUUAAAUCAAAGACUGAGUUCAUUAGACAUAUGGACUGGGGUACAAACACAGAUUUUCAGAAAGUGUUCGAUCAAAUACUGAAAGUCGCCCUUGAAUCGAAGAUAAAAGAAGAGGAGAUGAUAAAGAGGGUCUUCGUGUUUAGCGAUAUGGAGUUCGACCAGGCGUCGGGGAAUAAAUGGGAGACGGACUAUGAAGUGAUACAGAGGAAAUUCAAAGAAAGUGGGUACGCAUCGGUGCCUGAGAUUGUGUUCUGGAACCUGAGGGACUCGCAAGCGACACCGGUGGCGAGCAACCAGAGUGGGGUGGCUCUAGUGAGUGGGUUUUCCAAGAAUAUGGUGAAUCUGUUCUUGGACCGUGAUGGAGUGGUGAGCCCAAACGUCGCCAUGGAGUGUGCCAUCUCUGGCGAAGAAUACCAGAAACUCGUCGUUCUGGAUUGAUA
Molecule: messenger RNA, 2048 nt
Organism: Telopea speciosissima
Lineage: Eukaryota; Viridiplantae; Streptophyta; Magnoliopsida; Proteales; Proteaceae
Exons: 2
Coding region: 1-2046 (681 amino acids)
Source: RefSeq, a predicted model, not a curated record